UGAGUCACACGUCGGGCCCACUUUAAAAGUGCUGCUGCCUCCGCAGGCCGAGCACUCCAGUGUGGAUGUUUGGGUAGGAAACCUCAGACCUCAAAGAUGGAGCAUAGCGGGCUGCUCGCGCUGCUCGUGCUGCUCGGUUGCAGCGGUUCAAUCUGUGCAGUGGUGCAGUGGAAGGAACUGAAUGAGGCGCAGGCUUAUUUGAAGCAGUAUGGCUACCUGAAUGAGUCCACUGAUCCACAGGACCCCAGCUACCUGGAGGAGGUCAUUGAAGCUCUCAGCAUCUUCCAAAGGGUGAAUGAUCUGCCCCCCAGUGGCGAGUUGGACGAAGCCACCCUGGCUGUGAUGAGGCAGCCUCGCUGUGGCCUGGAAGACCCCUUCAACAAGAAACAGCCCAGAUACAGAUUGAUGGGUCGCUGGAGGAAGAAGAGUCUGACUUACCGCAUUUACAACUACACACCUGACAUGAAGAAGGCCCAGGUGAAAACAGCCAUCCGGGACGCCUUCAAGUACUGGAGCGACAUGACUGAUUUGACCUUCAGAGAGGUGGAAUACGGAAGAGGCGACAUCAGGAUCAGCUUCCACAAGAGAGAUGGCUACUGCGCCUCCCCGUUCGAUGGCCGCGGUAAUGUACUUGCCCACGCAGAGGCGCCAGAAUCUGGAAUGGUCCACUUCGACGAGGACGAGUUCUGGACGGAGGGGACGUACCACGGCUCUAAUUUGCGAAUCGUGGCGGCUCACGAAAUCGGCCACGCUCUCGGCUUGGCUCAUUCUCAGUUCAGAAGUGCUCUAAUGGCCCCGGUCUAUACUGGUUACCGUAGCAACUUCAAGCUGCACUUCGAUGAUGUGCAAGGCAUCCAGGCACUGUAUGGCAAACGCACCACCGGAACUGCAUCCAGUCCAACAACUUCAGACGGUGUCUUUCCAACUGAAGAAAGCAGCAGUGGCACCGAGAGCGUCCCUGACCCGUGCACGGCCACACUGGACGGCAUCAUGCUCGGUCCUUGGAGGAAGACCUUUGCCUUCAGUGGGAACUACAUGUGGACCAUAUCUGAUCUGGGACACAACCCGCCAUUAAGGAUCAACAGGCUGUGGAAGGAGCUCCCUGGCAACCUGGAUGCAGCAGUGCACUCUCCAAGGACCGAUAAGACGUACUUUCUUAAAGGACAAGCAACAAAAGUGCCACAUUGGCAUCAAUGCAUUGUGUUGUCCAAGUGUGCUGUUUUUGCAUCUACUUUAGGAAGUAAAGUGUGGCGGUAUUCUGGCUUUGUGCUGGACUACGGCUACCCUAAGAAAGUGCACCGCAUCUCUCCUAGCAUUGAUGCAGCUUUCUACCUGGAGAAGAACAAGAGGCUGAUCUUCAUCAAGGGUUCUAAUUUCUGGCAGUGGGACGAGCUCAAGUACAACACGUUAACUCCCAGGCCGCUGUCCACGCUCUUCACCGGCGUACCGUCCAGCCCGGACGCCGCCUUCACCUGGACCAACGGCAAGGUGUACUUCUUCAAGGGAGAUGACUAUUGGCGUGUCAACGAUCUGCUGAGGGUGGACAGAGGAUACCCACUGAGCAAGGAAGAGCGCUGGAUGGGAUGUUGAGGGUCGCUCUACAGGGGGCAGCAGACUCCAAAAAGCAUGGGGUCUGCUCCUGCGGGGCAUUUCGGACAAGCACACAAACUCUUUCACCCUCUUGGAUUAUCCGGCUCCUUGCUGUACUUUUGUGACUGUGAAAAUUAUGUAAGAUUUUGUAUGAUGUCUGGAGAAAUUAAAGGGAGGCCUAUGUUUUUUGCUCUCUCUCAAACAUUUGUGUUAAUUAUCAGCGUUGAUGCUAUGAAGAGGAUGUAACACGAUGAUGGGAGUGUGCUCUUUUGACCAGAACCCUUUGAUUUACAGUACCUCCAUUGUGCACUUAUUCACACUGGGUCACUGGCAAACAGCACAAGCUGUAUUUCCUGAUAUUUUUGCACAAUUAAACACAAUACGAUG
Phycodurus eques (leafy seadragon) is the source of this 1977-nucleotide messenger RNA. It is a transcript of the gene mmp19, whose product is annotated as matrix metallopeptidase 19. The record is from RefSeq and is a predicted model, not a curated record. Gene Ontology annotation, cellular component: extracellular matrix. The coding region runs from base 97 to 1590 and encodes 497 amino acids. Gene Ontology annotation, biological process: collagen catabolic process; proteolysis; extracellular matrix organization. Lineage: Eukaryota; Metazoa; Chordata; Actinopteri; Syngnathiformes; Syngnathidae. Gene Ontology annotation, molecular function: metalloendopeptidase activity; zinc ion binding. The transcript has 9 exons.